UUAUAUCCAAUUUGGGAGAUUGGUCCCAACCUGCCAAAUGGGAUAUAAUACCAUGUUUCGGAUAAAUUAACCCAUAUGGGAUAUAAAUUUGAAGUGCUUGAAUUAAAAUGAAAACCUCCUGCCACCAGUACCAGGGAAAAAAUCUUGGAUGCGGCAUGCCUGAUAUUCAAGAGCUAAGAUCAUUUAAUUAAUAAAGGGGGAAUGUGAUGUUUCUACAGUUAAGCGGGGGGCUGGUAUACCUAUAUGACUCCAACUUCUCAAUAUUUCAAUCUUUUCAAGUUUGAGGAUUGACGGGAGGUACCUAUGUGAAAGCCAGACCAAGUCUAUUGAUGGCUAUGGACACAUUUAUUUGCGGGUCAUGCCAGAUGACCUUCAAUGACAUUGAACAGUUUGUCAUUCAUAAAAAGGACUGCAAUGUCAACCUUCUGGCUGCGUCCUGUCAGCAGGAACCACAGGGAGAGGGCCAGGAUGAGGGGCAGGUGGUGGUGGCCUCCACAGAUUCCAAUGCAGAAAACCAGCUAAUGGCAUUCCCAGAAGGAAGCCGUGUGAUCUCUACAGAGAUGGUGGAUGCCCUGACAGGAGAGCAGCAGACAGUUAUUAUCAUCCAAUCAGCUCAGGGAGCUGAAGUUCAAGGGUCAAUGCCAGGGGUCUCCCUCACACCACAAACUCCAGCAACAGGGAAAAAAAGAGGAAGACCAAAAAAGGAUAAAUCAGAGGUUUCAACUUCUGCAGUAAAAGUUGAAAGAGUUGAAAAACCUUCAAUUCCAGAUAUGGGGGCUGAUGGGAAACUUUACUGUAAGGCAUGUAAGAAGUCAUUCCACAAGGAGAGGUUUUUCAAGACACAUAAAUGCAUGCCAACAACUGACUAUGUGGACAUCACCAAGAAAAGUGUCCUCACUGUAGAAUAUGGGGAAAAUGAGGAAGCAGCAUCAGAUGAUGAGGAGGAAGAACUGGACAAUGAUGAAGACAAGGACUUCAAGGUCAGUGAUUACAAAAUUAAGGAUGUAGAAGAGGAGGAGGAUGAAAUAGAAGAGGAAGAGGAAGAUGAUGAAACAGAAGGCCCUCCAAAGAAAAAGAGGAGAUCGUACAAACUGCGUAUGGAUGCUGAUGGUGAAGAAAGGGGAGCUAGGCCAACAGAUCAGAUAGGAGAUGUGCCCAUCUUUAAAACAGAGGCUGAAAAGUCACAGUUUGAGCAGAGUUUGAAUGUGGAUUUGAGUUUUGUGGACAACAUGUUUAGGCAGCACAUGAUUGAGCAGGAUUUAAAUGACAAGGCGACUGUGGCAUCUCGGAUGACCACAAACACACUGAAUCUCUACUCUUGUAAUACAUGUGAUAAGAUCUUUAAGACAUUGUCUCAUAUGAGAUUGCAUUGUCUGACUCACACAGAUGCAAAACCUUUCAAAUGUCCAAAAUGUCCCUACAGUAGCAAUGGGAAAGGCAACCUGUACACCCACAUGAGGAAGCAUACAGGACAGUUUUUCCGAUGCAAGGUCUGUGAUUUCAAAUCUGUGAACAAAAGUCAUGUAUUGGAGCAUGAGGCAGUCCAUAGUAAUGUCAGACACCAGUGUGACAUAUGUAAAAAGGACUACAACACCCUCAAGUCCCUCAUCAAUCAUAUCAGAAAGUACCACAAAAACUCGGGAAGGGGUGAUGAGUACCUGUCCUCAUUCCUCCAGGGAGGUCGCCAAAGGGGUGCUACUGUCAUUCAUCAGUGCCAUGUGUGUAACAGAAAAUUCAAGAAGAAGAUUGACAGAGACCGUCACCUGUAUGUACACGAUAUAAAAGACAUUCCAACCAUCCAGAUGUGUAGCCUCUGUGACUAUACAGCCAGCAGAAAGGUUUACCUGGAGAAACAUUUUCAGAAGCACAGGGUGAUUUACAAAUGUGUGAAGUGUGAGGACAAGUUUCUCAGCACCAUCCGCCUGAUUGAUCAUCUUACCACCUCGCAUAUACAAGAUGAUGAAACCACAAAAUGGGAGAGCAUGUUUGAAGAAUGCAUAAAUAACAGCUUGUAUUUACCUGAGCCGGAUGAGAUGUUGAGCUCGGCUGAGAAGGAGUUUGUCAGUCUGCCAGCGGAGCUAUCUCAAACAAAUCUUGAAGGAAAGGCCAGAGUUGAAGUGGAACAGAUGCCAGAGGAGACCGCAGGGGCCAUUGAAGCAAUGAAGUCUGAGCAAAAAACAAUUCAGGAAGAAAAUCUCCAAAUGAAUGAGAUAGAUGCCAAUUCCCAGAGCAAGAAUAAUGAGAUGAAAUCUGAGGACUCUGAGACUAAUGAAGAUGGGAAUGACAAAGAAGAAACAAAGGAUGGGCUAUCAAAUGAAACCAAUGACCAUGCUGAUGAUCUACCUUCCACAGAAGUUGAUAAUACAGUAUCUGAGAACAUUCCUCUUGGGGAGAAUGAAGAUAUGAGGACCAUUUCAAGAAAAGAUGACCAGGUAUUAUCUUCAACUGACCAACCUGGUUCAACCCCAGAAGAGGAAGAUGAGGAAAAUGAAGAGGGAAGUCCCAAAGAAGACAAAGUGGAUUCUGCUGACCUCAUUAAAACGCUGGGAUAUCGCCCUCUUACUCUGCAGAUCUUUCACAAGAUGAGGGAGACUUUUGGUCAUGAAGAAUGUGAAUAUUGUGGAAAGUUGUAUUACAACAAGAUAGACUAUGAUCAGCACAUCAGAACACACACUGGAGACAACCCUUACCCUUGCUCUAUAUGUGGUUUCCGUGCCUUAACUAGAGACGGUCUCCAGUCCCAUAAAGCCAAAGAACAUGAGAAGAUGUCAUUCCCUUGUAAGGAGUGUAGUUUCACGGCUAACAGCCGAUCACAGCUGUGGAAUCAUAGCCUUGUCCACUCAGGGUUUGGAGAAGACAUGGGCAUUGAGUGUCCUGAAUGUCAACAGAAAAUUGGCAGUUGGUCAUUGUUUAAAGAGCAUGUGAAUGAGGUUCAUCCAGAUAGCAAAAACAAAGAACUUGUCAAAUUACACAUCUAUGCUGGGUAUGAGACCUCUCCCAAACACAAAGUGCAGGGCAAAAUAGGCCGACGAAGCUACAAGUGCCCUUACUGUGAUAAAAUGUUCAUUCGAGCAAACUCAGAGCUCCAGAAACACAUUUGGAUCCAUGAGGGAGUAAAGCCAUUUAAAUGCCCCCUCUGCCCACAUGCCUGUAGGAGCAAGAACAACCUGCAGGCUCACAUGUUGAGGCAUUCCAAUGAGAAACCCUAUACCUGCUCCGAAUGUAACAAAGCUUAUAAAUCUAAAACAGCUCUUCGCUGGCAUGUGCGAUCCCACAAGGCAGGGAGACUUUUCAAAUGUACAAAGUGUCCUUAUGAGGCCACACAAGCGGCCCAUCUGAGACGCCACAUGGAGAUCCACAAUGUCAUCAAGAAGUACGCCUGCCAGCACUGCAGCUACACAGCCAACACUCUGAGCUACCUGAAAGUUCACCACACCAGGAGCCACAAGGGGCUGCCCUACAAAAAUGUGGAUGUGCCCGUGGUGGAGGAGACAGGCAUGGGUUCUUCUGGUGCAUCCCAGGUUUACAGAUGUUUGAGUUGUGAUUACCUGUUUGGAAACCUGACUGAUCUAAAAAGACAUUUAAAAAUUCGGCAUCAUUUGACUCUUACCAAUUUUGUUGGAUUAGAUGGGGAGAAAGGAAUAUCCAAUCUAUCAGAACAGCAAAUGACCUAUUCUGAGGAGAAUGUUCCUGAUGGCAUCAUAACAGAGGAGGGUCAGGAGGGGUCAGUCCCAGUAAUCAGUUCAGUCCAAACUAUUGAUGCCACAUCAACUGAUGUUAACUCUUCACAUUUGGAUGAGAAAACCGCAUCAGCUGUUAAUAUUUUGCAACAGAUUUUUGGAAUGUCACAACAGAGCUCAGGAGGACAACAGCAGUUUACUAUUCAGUCAGAAACAGGGGAGGUAAUGACUGUCAAUCCAGAGACCAUCAUUGUACAGGAGGGAGAUGAGCAGGUGCUGGUGACAGACGGGAACCAGCCAGAGGGCGGGCACCAGCAAUACGUAAUUCAGUACGUCAACCAAGAGCAGAUGGAAAACUCCAUGGUGGAGAUUCAGACCAUUCAAGAUGUGCAGCAUUUCCAGACCAUUGAACAAGAGAUCAUUCAGUCUAUGGAUACGCAUUCUCUUGGAGACAAUGUUGUGGAACAGCAGAUUGUGCAGAGUUGAUGAUUCAUUAUUUUGGACACUUGUACACCAUUGGAAAAAACUGUAGAAAAUUCAUUUGAGAAAAAAUCAAAAUUUUACAUUUUAUUGGUAGUGUAUAUACACAUAUGUAAAUUUACAUUUUGAUUAAUUGUUUAGAAUUUCUGGGAGUUUUUAAAUGUACUUUUGCAAUUUAUUUAUUCUUUCAUUGAGAAGUGAUCUACAUGUAGCAAGCCUUAUUGACAUGAACAAGCUAGCAAUAUUGGUUUAUUCAAAGUACCUUGAAUACAUGAGCAGUAGGGCGGUGGUAGCGAUUCAUUUCUUUGGAGUUACAGCUUACAGUAAAGAAUGGAUCAGAUUUCUCAAAGCAUUAUAUUUAUUGUAUUUUUAUUGAUACUUAAUUAAAUUAUACAUGCAUGUUAACUUUGUUAAUAAAUGACUUUUGGGAA
Magallana angulata is the source of this 4591-nucleotide messenger RNA. Its product is annotated as zinc finger protein ZFAT-like. Gene Ontology annotation, molecular function: RNA polymerase II transcription regulatory region sequence-specific DNA binding; DNA-binding transcription factor activity, RNA polymerase II-specific. Gene Ontology annotation, cellular component: nucleus. The record is from RefSeq and is a predicted model, not a curated record. Gene Ontology annotation, biological process: regulation of transcription by RNA polymerase II. Bases 330 to 4166 code for a protein of 1278 amino acids. The transcript has 16 exons. Lineage: Eukaryota; Metazoa; Mollusca; Bivalvia; Ostreida; Ostreidae.